Molecule: messenger RNA, 973 nt
Organism: Daucus carota subsp. sativus
Lineage: Eukaryota; Viridiplantae; Streptophyta; Magnoliopsida; Apiales; Apiaceae
Product: protein N-terminal glutamine amidohydrolase
Exons: 6
Coding region: 94-750 (218 amino acids)
Cellular component (GO): nucleus; cytosol
Molecular function (GO): protein-N-terminal glutamine amidohydrolase activity; protein-N-terminal asparagine amidohydrolase activity
Source: RefSeq, a predicted model, not a curated record
AUUUUCAUUCGACGGAUUACCGCAUUAUACACUCGCCUCAACAAUCUUAAUUCUUACAUAAAAAUAACCAUCCCGAAUUGAUCCCAGGACUCCAUGGCGACAUCGAUGGACACUGAUGCUCUCGACAUUUCUCAGUUCAGUCACACUCCUUAUUACUGCGAGGAGAAUGUGUACCACCUCUGCAAGAAACUAUGGACUCGUGGCACAGAAGGACAGGGAUCUGACCUCUUUGUUGUUUUCAUUUCCAAUGAGAAGAAGCAGAUUCCUUUGUGGAAUCAGAAGGCUAGCCAGAGAGCUGAAGGUCUUACUUUAUGGGAUUAUCAUGUCAUCUGCGUUGAGAAGAAAGAAGGCGACUCCCCUCUUCUAGUCUGGGAUUUGGAUUCAACUCUUCAGUUUCCUUGUCCCCUAGCAUCCUAUGUAUCAGAAGCUAUCAAACCAUCUAUACAACUAUUCUCCGAGUUUCAGAGAUUUUUCAGAAUCGUGCAUGCUCCGAUAUUUCUCCGCAGCUUUGCAUCCGAUAGAAGGCACAUGAAAGAUUCUGAAGGAAACUGGAUGUAUGAGCCACCUGAACAUGAUCCCAUCGUUGCUGAAGAUGGAACGGUCCACAACCUGAACGAGUACAUGACAAUGUCUGCAGCUGACACCGUGAAAGCAAUAGAGCCCCAGCUAGUGAAUGCAGUUCGUUCCCAGAAACUGGGUGUUCUAAUUGGCGAAACUCAGUUGGAGGAAUUCUUCUCUCUUUUGUCCUGAUGACUCGUGCAGUUCUGUAUAGAAUGUUAACUUGUCAUCUAUGUUAGUUUGUUAAGGUAUCAGAACGGAAGAGAACGAGGGGGUAUAUCUUUUAACCUUUUUUUUAAAUAAUAAAAAAUGCGAUCUCCAGUAAAUGUUUGAUGGGUUGGAUUUCACCCAUCGGGUGUGAGAUUGCUUGACUGCUUGUGACAUUUUCUCUCUGAGAUUUGGUGGCUUCUCUCCA